GCUGCACUGGGCGAGGGGGCUGGAGCCAUUUUGGAAUCACUUUUUUUUUUAAAGUUAACGAAGGAUAAUAAGUGCGGAGCGUGUGGCCCGGGAUGCCGGUGUGAGGGGCAGGGGACACGCUGAGAGGACAUGUGGGCACCGCUCUGCCUGCUGUGGGUCGCCCUGCUCUGGGUGCCGGGGAGGGGGAUAGAUGUGCACCUUCACUCCGGGACCCGUCAAGGAGCCAACUUCUCUCUAGGACCCCACUGGACUUACAGCGUAAAAAGCCCCUGGGACGGGGCUGUAGAAAUCAGCCGCUCCGGGGAACUGAGUUUAGGCUGGGGAUGUGCGCGGCUACCCAGGCUCCCACUGCCCGUAACCCUCCAGCUCUCCUCCCGGAGAGAGAACUCUGCUUUAGCCAUCCGGCUGGAGCUAUUUGUGCACGGGCGAGGAUGCUACAUCAGGCACAGGAGCAAGAGCCCCGGGCACAGCCAGCCGGAGAUGGACAUUGUAUAUUGGGUUGCCCCAGCUGACCCCUGGUGCGCCCCGGCUCUGCUGAACAGGACUGAGGAGCUGCUGAGCACAUUUAUUGAGGGCUGCAAUUGCACUUUACCUUCGGCUUCCCAGGAUCUGUGCUUGUACUCAGGAGAGGAUACAAAAGUUAUUUGUAAAGCUGCUGGGUCCAACCGGCAGGUGCUUGUGAGAAUAAGACUGGAACCUGCUCAAGAUCAGGAGAAGCCUUCAACAUACAGAAGAAGCAAAAGGAGUAUCAACAGCAGCCCGCAGUUCCAGCUUCACAACUACCAGGCUUCUGUUCCAGAGAAUGAGCCUGCAGGGACCGACGUAACUUCAUUGAGGGCUUCUGACCCUGACCAGGGUGAGGCAGGCAGGCUUGAGUAUGUCAUGGAGGCUUUAUUCGACAGGAGAUCCAAUGACUACUUCGAGAUAGACCCAGAGACUGGAAGUGUCACUACCACCCAAGCAUUGGACAGAGAGACCAAGGACACACACGUGUUGAAGGUGACAGCCACAGAUUUUGGGUCCCCCAGGAGAUCGGCCACCACAUACCUGACGGUGACAGUAAGUGACACUAAUGAUCAUGUUCCAAUGUUUGAGCAGUCAGAGUAUAGAGAGAACAUAAGGGAAAAUCUGGAGAUAGGUUAUGAGGUUAUGACCAUCAGGGCCACAGAUGGUGAUGCCCCAUCCAAUGCCAACAUGCUGUACAGGCUGGUCAAUGGAGAUGGAGUUAACUCAGUGUUUGAGAUAGACCCCAGGUCUGGAGUGGUGAGGACCAGGGCUCAGGUGGAUAGGGAGACAGUAACUGACUACCAACUUAUUGUAGAGGCUAAUGACCAAGGAAAGGAUCCAGGUCCCAAAAGUGCCACAGCUACAGUGUAUAUCUUUAUUGAGGAUGAAAAUGAUAACUAUCCACAAUUUACAGAGAAGAGAUAUGUUGUGCAGGUGCCUGAAAAUAUCAACCCCAACUCCCAGAUCCUACAGGUCCAGGCCACAGACAGGGACAAAGGAAACAAUGCUGUGGUGUAUUAUAGUAUUGUGAGUGGCAACAUCAAAGGACAGUUCUACAUCCAUUCAUUUACUGGGAAUAUAGAUGUCAUCUACCCCUUGGAUUAUGAGGCUAUCAGGGAAUAUAGUCUGAGGAUUAAAGCCCAAGAUGGUGGAAGACCCCCUUUGAUAAAUACUACUGGAAUGGUGUCUAUACAGGUUAUGGAUAUCAAUGAUAAUGCUCCUAUAUUUGUUAGUACCCCUUUCCAGGCGACAGUUCUGGAGAAUGUACCCAUAGGAUAUUCAGUGGUUCAUAUCCAAGCCAAUGAUGCAGAUUCUGGAGACAAUGCUCGGAUUCAAUACAGUCUGACAGAUAUCCCUCCAAAUUUUCCCUUUGUGAUCAACAAUAACACUGGUUGGAUUACAGUGUCUUCAGAAUUAGAUAGGGAGAGUGUAGAGUUUUAUACUUUUGGUGUGGAAGCCAAAGACAAUGGUGAGCCAGUGAUGACCUCUUCAGCCAGUGUGACCAUCACAGUGUUAGAUGUUAAUGACAAUAACCCUACCUUCACAGAGAAGGUGUACCAGUUAAGGAUUAAUGAGGAUGCAGCAGUGGGUAGCAGUGUGUUGACCAUGACAGCUGUGGACAAAGAUGUGAAUAGUGUGGUCACCUAUCAAAUCACAAGUGGGAACACAAGAAACCGCUUUGCCAUUACCAGCCAGAGUGGUGGAGGGCUUAUAACCUUAGCACUGCCUUUAGAUUACAAGCAGGAAAGGCAGUAUGUACUGACUGUCACUGCUUCUGAUGGGACACGUUCUGACACUGUGCUGGUAUUCAUCAAUGUCACAGAUGCCAACACUCACAGGCCAGUGUUUCAGAGUUCCCAUUACACAGUGAGUGUGAGUGAAGAUAAGCCUAUAGGCACCUCCAUAGUUACUAUAAGUGCAACAGAUGAAGACACAGGGGAGAAUGCUAGGAUAACGUAUAUCAUGGAGGAUAAUAUACCUCAGUUUAGAAUAGACCCAGACACUGGUACAAUAACUACACUGGUUGAAUUAGAUUAUGAGGACCAAGCUUCCUAUACAUUGGCUGUGACAGCCAAGGAUAAUGGUAUCCCCCAGAAAUCUGACACCACCUAUGUAGAAAUCCUUAUUAUGGAUGCCAAUGACAAUGCACCACAGUUUCAGAGAGACAGAUACCAGGGCUCUGUGUUUGAGGAUGUCCCCCUUUCCACCAGUGUGCUGCAAAUAUCUGCUACUGAUAGGGACUCAGGCCUUAACGGGAGGGUAAUGUAUACCUUUCAGGGAGGGGAUGAUGGGGAUGGAGACUUCUACAUAGAGCCAACCUCUGGCAUCAUUAGAACAUUUAGGAAGCUGGAUAGAGAAAAUGUCCCUACAUAUAUCCUGAAAGCCUAUGCAGUGGAUAGAGGCAACCCCCCACUAAAAGCUCCUGUGGAUAUCCAUGUCACAGUACUAGAUAUCAAUGACAACCCACCUGUCUUUGAGAAGGAUGAAUUGGACAUCUUUGUGGAAGAGAACAGCCCUGUUGGCUCAGUAGUAGCCAGAAUAUCUGCCACUGAUCCAGAUGAAGGCACCAAUGCCCAAAUAAUGUACCAGAUAGUGGAAGGAAACAUCCCUGAGGUCUUCCAGUUGGACCUUUUCAAUGGAGAACUUACAGCCCUGGUUGACCUGGAUUAUGAGGUCAAGACAGAGUAUGUAAUUGUAGUCCAGGCCACAUCUGCUCCCCUAGUUAGCAGGGCUGUAGUUCAUGUAAAACUACUGGAUAAAAACGACAAUGACCCAGUGCUCCAGGACUUUGAGAUUAUAUUUAACAACUAUGUCACCAAUAAAUCAAAUAGUUUCCCUAUUGGAGUAAUUGGAAAAAUCCCUGCUUAUGACCCAGAUGUAUCAGAUAUCCUACAGUAUAGCUUCCUGCAAGGGAAUGAGUUGAAUCUUCUCAUCCUGGACUCCUCUACUGGAGAGCUGAAGCUAAGCAGGGACUUGGACAACAACCGUCCCCUGGAAGCUAUGAUGAUGGUCUCUGUAUCUGAUGGCAUUCAUAGUGUCACUGCACACUGUACCCUGCGCGUCACCAUUAUCACGGACGACAUGUUAACCAACAGUAUUACUGUCCGGCUAGAAAACAUGUCCCAGGAAAAGUUUUUGUCCCCUCUUCUCUCUCUGUUUGUGGAAGGUGUGGCAACCGUUUUAUCCACCACCAAAGAGGGCAUCUUCGUCUUCAACAUCCAAAAUGACACCGAUGUGAGCUCCAACAUCUUGAACGUCACCUUUUCUGCCUUACUUCCUGGCGGGAUCCGUAAUAGGUUUUUUCAUUCUGAGGAUCUACAAGAACAGAUUUACCUAAACAGGACCCUUCUAACGAUGAUCUCUACCCAGAGGGUCUUACCUUUUGAUGACAACAUAUGUUUGAGGGAACCUUGUGAGAAUUACAUGAAGUGUGUUUCAGUAUUAAAGUUUGAUAGUUCAUCUCCCUUUAUUAGCUCCAACACUGUUCUUUUUCGUCCUAUUCAUCCUAUCAAUGGAUUGAGGUGCAGAUGUCCCCCUGGAUUUACUGGAGAUUAUUGUGAAACAGAAAUUGAUCUUUGCUACUCCAAUCCUUGUGGCAAGAAUGGACAUUGCCGAAGUAGAGAAGGUGGUUACUCUUGUGAGUGCAAUGACGAAUAUACAGGAGAACAUUGUGAAGUGUGCUCUCGGUCUGGGCGUUGUGUUCCAGGUGUCUGUAAGAAUGGAGGUACCUGUAUUAAUCUGCUCAUUGGAGGAUUUAAGUGUGAAUGUCCCCCAGGUGAAUACGAGAGGCCUUACUGUGAAAUGACCACAAGGAGCUUCCCACCUCAGUCAUUCAUAACCUUCAAAGGAUUAAGGCAAAGAUUUCACUUCACUGUGUCGCUGAUGUUUGCGACCAGAGAGCGGAAUUCUUUAAUUCUUUACAACGGGAGGUUUAAUGAAAAACAUGACUUCAUCGCUCUAGAAAUAAUUGAAGAACAGAUCCAGCUAACGUUUUCUGCAGGGGAAGCCACCACUAAAGUGAGCCCUUAUAUAGAAGGAGGAGUAAGUGAUGGUCAGUGGCACUCUGUGCAGGUGCAGUACUAUAACAAGCCUAACAUUGGAAGGUUGGGUAUUCCCCAUGGACCAUCUGGAGAGAAGGUGGCUGUGGUUACGGUUGACGAUUGUGACACCGCUGUUGCCAUACGAUUUGGAAACCUCAUCAAAAACUAUACUUGUGCUGCUCAAGGGACCCAAACAGGUUCUAAAAAGUCUCUGGACUUGACUGGACCUCUUUUACUCGGAGGCGUUCCUAACCUGCCGGAGGACUUCCCAGUGCAGAACCGACAGUUUAUUGGAUGUAUGAGGAAUUUAACUAUUGACAAUAAACCAAUAGACAUGGCCAGCUUUAUAGCCAACAAUGGCACUUUAGAAGGUUGUGCAGCCAAGAAGAAUUUCUGUGACAUGAAUUACUGUCAGAAUGGAGGAACAUGUGUCAAUAAAUGGAACACAUACUAUUGUGAGUGUCCUCUUCAUUAUGGUGGAAAAAACUGUGAGCAAGUAAUGCCUUUCCCUCAACACUUCAAAGGAGAAGGAAUUGUGUUUUGGACUGAGAUGGAUAUAACUGUUUCUGUGCCUUGGUUCAUUGGCUUGAUGUUCAGAACUAGACAACCUACUGCCCUGUUAUUACAAGCAAAUGCUGGGUCUUCAUCACAGAUUAAUAUACAAGUUUUAAACAAACACAUUCAGUUUGAAGUGUACAGUGGCUUUAGUCGUGUUGCAAGUACCAAAAUCUCCCAAACCCGCGUGAGUGAUGGAGAAUGGCAUCACUUGCUUGUAGAAUUGAAAAGCUCCAAAGACAGCAAAGACAUCAAAUACUUGGCUACAAUGUAUCUGGACUAUGGGAUGUAUCAGAGCACUAUAGAGAUUGGAAAUGAACUUCCUGGGUUGAAGUUGAAAAGCAUUUUUGUUGGAGGGCUGUCUGAUACUGAGGGUUCUGUACAGCAGGGCUUCAAUGGCUGUAUGAAGGGAGUGAGAAUGGGAGAAACAUCAACAAACAUUGCUACUCUGAACAUGAACAAAGCUGUGGUAAUUAACGUAGACAGUGGCUGCGAAGUGGACAACCCUUGUGACUUGAACCCAUGCCCUUACAAUAGUGACUGCAGCGAUGACUGGAACAGCUAUUCUUGUAACUGCGAACCAGGAUACUUUGGGAGGGAUUGCCUGGAUGUGUGCAGUCUGAACCCCUGUGAACACGUCUCCACUUGUGUCCGAAAGCCCAGCUCUUCUCACGGAUAUACGUGUAAUUGUGGCACAAGUUACUAUGGGCAAUACUGUGAGAACAAAGUUGACUUACCCUGUCCCAGGGGCUGGUGGGGAAAUCCUAUCUGUGGACCUUGUAACUGUGAAGUUGAAAAAGGAUUUGAUCCUGACUGUAAUAAGACGAAUGGGGAAUGUCGGUGUAAGGAAAACUACUAUAAACCACAGGACAGUGACACCUGCUUCCCAUGUGACUGUUUCCCCUCGGGUGCUUUUGCUCGUGGUUGUGACAUGGAGACCGGACAGUGCCCCUGUAAACCAGGAGUUAUUGGGCGUCAGUGCAACCGCUGUGAUAAUCCAUUUGCUGAAGUCACUAAUCAGGGCUGUGAAGUGAUUUAUAAUGGAUGUCCCAAAGCCUUUGAGGCUGGAAUAUGGUGGCCUCAGACCAAGUUUGGCCAACCAGCUGCUGUUCCAUGCCCCAAGGGAUCUGUAGGUAAUGCAAUCCGGCACUGUAGUGAAGAAAAGGGAUGGCUUCCUCCUGAGCUCUUCAACUGUACCACCCUCACCUUCUUGGAGCUGAAGACUUUGAAUGAGAAGUUACAUCGGAAUGAGACCGCUCUAGAUGGCGAGAAGUCAGUCCACAUUGCUAGAGUGUUGCAGAAUGCCACCAAUAACACAAAGGCCUUAUACGGAAAUGAUGUUCGGACGGGGUACCAGAUGCUUGUGAGAGUGCUAGAGUACGAGAGCCAUCAGCAAGGUUUCGACUUGGCGGCAACAAAAGAUGUGGAAUUUAAUGAGAAUGUUAUAUAUGCCGGCAGUGCUAUUUUAGACCAGAAAAAUAAAGACCAUUGGGAGCAGAUACAGAGAACAGAAGGCGGCACAGCACAUCUCUUGAAACACUAUGAAGACUACGCCAAAAAUGUUGCAAGGAACAUGAAGAAGACUUAUAUGAAACCUUUCAUCAUUGUAGCUCCAAAUAUUAUAAUUGCCGUUGACAUAUUUGACAAGGCUAAUUUCACCGGAGCCAAGGUCCCAGAGUUCAGUGAGAUAUAUGAAGAUUAUUCUAAAGACUUGGAAUCCUCGGUUUUAUUCCCUGAUACUUUGUUUAAACCCCCAGAGAAAAAAGUUUUGUCUACACCAAAGCCUUCAGACCAGAAAUAUUCCGAGAGCGAAGAUGAGACUGAUGCUAUCCUGUCAAAAAGAAAAAAGAGACAGCCAGACCCAUCAAACCAACAUGCAGUUGCCAUGGUGAUAGUGUACCGCUCAUUGGGUCAGCUUUUACCUGAACGCUAUGAUCCAGACCGCAGAAGCUUAAGGGUACCUAACCGCCCAGUCAUUAACACACCUAUACUUAGUGCCACUGUUCAUACAGAAGGGGAUCCACUACCAACUCAACUGGAAAAGCCCAUAAUACUGGAAUAUAAAAUGAUGGAAACUGAGGAGAGAACCAAACCAGUUUGUGUGUUCUGGAACCAUUCAAUACUAAUUGGUGGUACAGGAGGCUGGUCUUCCAAAGGUUGCGAACUUCUUUUGCGGAAUAAAACGCAUAUCACCUGUCAGUGUAAUCACAUGACCAGCUUUGCUGUGUUGAUGGAUAUUUCCAAACGAGAAAUCGGUGAGGUGCUGCCCCUGAGGAUUAUCACAUACACUACGGUCUCUGUCUCGCUAGUGGCCUUGCUGCUGACAUUCAUUCUGUUGGUUCUCAUCAGAACACUGCGUUCUAACCUUCACAACAUCCACAAAAACCUGGUGGCUGCACUUUUCAUUUCUGAACUGGUCUUUCUCAUUGGAAUCAAUCAAACAGAAAACCAGUUUGUAUGCACAGUUAUAGCCAUUCUCCUCCACUACUUCUACAUGAGCACAUUUGCCUGGAUGUUUGUGGAAGGUCUUCACAUAUAUCGAAUGCUUACUGAAGUGCGGAACAUCAACUCUGGUCACAUGAGGUUCUACUACGUUGUUGGCUAUGGAAUACCAGCCAUAAUUACAGGCCUUGCAGUUGGAUUGGAUCCUCAAGGUUAUGGGAACCCUGACUUCUGCUGGCUAUCUGUUCAUGAUACCCUAAUCUGGAGCUUUGCUGGGCCUGUCGUCGUGGUAAUAGCUAUAAACACAGUAAUCUUUGUAUUAGCUGUUAGAGCAUCGUGCGGGCAGCGGCAGAGGGCGUUUGAAAAAUCAGGUGUCCUCUCCCUGCUGAGAACGGCAUUUCUACUGCUACUUCUAAUUAGUGCCACAUGGCUGCUGGGUCUUAUGGCAGUAAACAGUGAUGUGAUGACAUUUCAUUAUCUCUUUGCCAUCUUCAGUUGUUUGCAGGGUCUCUUGAUUUUCUUUUUCCACUGCAUUUUUAACAAGGAAGUCCGUAAACACUUAAAAAAUACUUUAACUGGAAAGAAACCUCUACCAGAUGAUUCAAAUACAACAAGAGCUACUUUGUUAACACGAACACUUAAUUGCAACAACACAUAUCUGGAUGAAUCCAACAUGUACAGAACAGCCAUUGGAGAAUCAACGGCCUCACUGGAAAGCACCCUCAGGUCAGCCAAGAGCCACAAUAGCUACCUUGCUUAUAUUCUCAGAGAUGAAGCUGCACGGAAACUUAGCACGUCAUCAGGACAAGCCCGCGCUGGUAUCACAGAGGCUGAUUCUUCACUUUUCCGAAGAAAUCGAAAGAGAUCCAGCGGUCAUGAUUCUGACUCUGACAGUGAGCUCUCACUUGAUGAGCAUAGUAGCUCAUACGCUUCCUCACACUCCUCCGACAGUGAAGAUGAAGAUGGCAUUGAUGAAGAUAAACAGUGGAAACCAACCAGUCCAAAAAAUAAUGAGAGAGGUCCUGUGCACAGUACUCCUAAAGUGGAUUCCAUAUCGAACCAUGUUAAGCCAUACUGGCCAGAUGGUUGCAUGGCAACCAGCGACAGUGAAGACCAAAGCAGCAAGAGCAAACUAAAAGUAGAGACCAAAGUGAACGUGGAGCUUCACAAUGAAAAUAAGGUUAAUCAGUGUGGGGACGGGCCUCAGGACAAAGAGAACGAGGCCCAGAACAAGGACAAUAACUAUACCAACCACCAAAAUAACCAUCAACCGGAGCUCCGAAAAGGUAUUUUGAAAAACAAAGUUACGUACCCUCCACCUCUGACAGAUAAAAACAUGAAAAAUCGUCUUCGAGAGAAGUUGUCAGACUAUAAUCAAAGUACAAUCUCAUCAAGAACAUCGUCUUUAGGCUCCAAUGAUGGUGUUCGGCCUAUUACAGACUCUAACAUAGCUGUUAAAAAUGUGCACAUAGAGCAGCCUCGUGAACAAAUGAAUGGCAUAGCAAUGAAUAUUAAAAUGGGUCCUAUAAAUACAGAGGCAUCAGAUUCAGAUGGCAGUAAUGAAACUUCAAUUUGAACCAUCAGGAAACCAUAAAAGCUGCUACUGUUGAACCAGAACAUGCGUUAGGAGUGUACCACUUUUUGAAGACUUUGGAAUUUAUCAAAAGGCAGACCUUGUGGAAAGAGAUACAUAUCAUUGCUAAUGCAAUUGCUUACUAUGGCAGACUUGUGACUGCUUAAAGAAAUAAGACAUUAAAGGGCUGUUUGAUAAAAAUUGACAAUACAAAGCACUCCUUGCUUGAAGCCAGUGCCAAAUUGUAUAGUCGUACAUUGGAUUCCAUCCAUUUUGAAGUAAAGGACCUUUCAUAAGUGGAUUUAUAUGGACAAAUUGGCACAUACCCGGAGCCAUACAUUUUCAAGAGACUGUUUUGUUGGGCAGGCUAUACUAAAGACUUUUAUAUGCAUGUAAAUACACUGGAUCUAUUAUAUUAAAAUCAGCUUUCCAUAGGCAACCCUGAUACAGGGUCCACCUUGCUGAUUAAAUUGUUCUGUCACAAUGUGACCUUCAAGCCCAAUGAACAAUGCACACGGGAACAAGACACUAAAGUGCCCUUUAUUCAUUUCAACACCUUCUAAUUUGUCUUAAAAAAAGAAUCGGUUUGUAUAAACAGAUUGUAGAUACUUUUUAUAUAUAUUUUUUAUGAAGACUCUUACAAGGAAAUGCUCUUUUUUUGUACAUUUUACAUUUGUACCAGUUUUGUUUUUUGAUAGCUUAAGACCUGCUGAUAACAAGUUAUUUUUAUAUUAAUAAGAUUGCACAAUAUUACUUGAGUUAGCUGCGCUGCAAAAAUUGAAUCCCAACAACCCCAAUCAGAUGUUCAUAUACUCAAACCAGAAAUGUACAUAUCUGCUGAAUUAUUCACAAAUGCUUCAUUGUGAAUUGUGCUGCCAACAUAAAACACUGUAGUUCUCAAAUGUUCUUAAAAUCUCAUACAUUAUCCAAAGCAUGUUUUUUUUUCUGGAUAUAGUAAUAAAAACCUCUUUAUUCUGUAAGAACAACCGUCCAUUUUAAACCAAUAUUUUGGUCAUGAUUUUUUUAAUGAUCUCUAUUUUCCCGGUAACAAAUUGAGUUUUCAUGAUGUAGUUUAAAUUAUUAAAUAAUAAUUAAAUAAGCAAAGAUGCACAAUCAAAAACCGGUGUUUCUGCUGCAUUAGCUGUGCCUUGACUCUCAAUACAAAGGUAGAAUGCUUCUGGUCACAUGGCUACAAUUUGAUAGUCAUUUAUGCAUUAUGACUGAGAAUGUACAAUGAAAUGCUUAAUUUAUCUUUCUGUAUAAAAAAGCUGAUUAAUUCAAAACAAAUUCAUAUUUAAAUGUAUGGUUCGGUUUUAUUCAUAUCAGUGUACUUUUUUAUUUUUUUCACUUCAUUGUUCUGAAACAAAGAGAAUACGGUUGUCAGAA
Messenger RNA from Bombina bombina (fire-bellied toad), 10503 nucleotides. RefSeq names its product cadherin EGF LAG seven-pass G-type receptor 1 (gene CELSR1). The transcript is spliced from 35 exons. Lineage: Eukaryota; Metazoa; Chordata; Amphibia; Anura; Bombinatoridae. Gene Ontology annotation, molecular function: calcium ion binding; G protein-coupled receptor activity. Bases 130 to 9120 code for a protein of 2996 amino acids. Gene Ontology annotation, biological process: G protein-coupled receptor signaling pathway; homophilic cell-cell adhesion; cell surface receptor signaling pathway. The record is from RefSeq and is a predicted model, not a curated record. Gene Ontology annotation, cellular component: plasma membrane.